CCAGCAGAGAGAAGUGGCCAGAGGAGCCCAGGGGACAGCCAGGGACAGGCAGACAUGCAGCCAGGGCCCCAGGGCCUGGACAGGGCCCUCCAGGCCCCGUGACGGGAGGACCCCGAGCCCCUGGCCCGGGGAGGGGGCCAUGGUGCUGCCUGCCCGACAUGUCAGCCGAGGUGCGGCUGAGGCGGCUUCAGCAGCUGGUGCUGGACCCCAGCUUCCUGGGGCUGGAGCCCCUGCUCGACCUUCUCCUGGGCGUCCACCAGGAGCUGGGCGCCUCCGACCUGGCCCAGGACAAGUAUGUGGCCAACUUCUUGGAGUGGGCCCUAAACUCAGGGUUUCCCAGAGUGUGGCACAAGAGCCACCAGUAUCUGAGCCUAGAGUGGAGCCCAUCGCGGAGAGGCUUAAGGAGGCCCAACUGCAGAGGGAUGACUUCGAGAUUCUGAAGGUGAUCGGACGCGGGGCGUUCAGCGAGGUGGCGGUGGUGAAGAUGAAGCAGACGGGCCAGGUGUACGCCAUGAAGAUCAUGAAUAAGUGGGACAUGCUGAAGAGAGGCGAGGUGUCGUGCUUCCGCGAAGAGAGGGAUGUGUUGGUGAACGGGGACCAGCGCUGGAUCACACGGCUGCACUUCGCCUUCCAGGACGAGAACUACCUGUACCUGGUCAUGGAGUACUACGUGGGCGGGGACCUGCUAACGCUGCUGAGCAAGUUUGGGGAGCGGAUCCCGGCCGAGAUGGCGCGCUUCUACCUGGCCGAGAUUGUCAUGGCCAUAGACUCGGUGCACCGGCUGGGCUACGUGCACAGGGACAUCAAACCGGACAACAUCCUGCUGGACCGCUGCGGCCACAUCCGCUUGGCAGACUUCGGCUCCUGCCUCAAGUUGCGGGCGGAUGGAACGGUGCGGUCACUGGUGGCUGUGGGCACCCCGGACUACUUGUCUCCUGAGAUCCUGCAGGCCGUGGGCAGUGGGCCUGGGACUGGCAGCUAUGGGCCCGAGUGUGACUGGUGGGCGCUGGGCGUGCUCGCCUAUGAAAUGUUCUACGGGCAGACGCCCUUCUACGCCGACUCCACAGCUGAGACCUACGGCAAGAUCGUGCACUACAAGGAGCACCUGUCUCUACCGCUGGCAGACGCAGGAGUCCCUGAUGAGGCUCGCGAUCUCAUCCAGCAGCUGCUGUGUCCCCCUGAGACGCGCCUGGGCCGGAAUGGAGCAGGCGAUUUCCGGAAGCAUCCUUUCUUCUUUGGCCUUGACUGGGACAGCCUCCGAGACAGCGUGCCCCCCUUUACGCCGGAUUUUGAGGGUGCCACGGACACGUGCAACUUCGAUGUGGUGGAAGACGGGCUCACUGCCAUGGUGAGCGGGGGCGGGGAGACGCUGUCGGAUAUGCAGGAAGGCACGCCACUGGGGGUCCACCUGCCUUUCGUGGGCUACUCCUCCUAUUCCUGCAUGGCCCUUGGGGAUGAUGAGAUCCCAGGCUCCACGCCCAUGGAACUGGAGGCCGAGGCGUUGCCUGAGCCAUUGCAAGAGCCCAGCCUGGAACCCACGGUGCCCCCACCAGAGGAAACGGCUGAAGCAGCAGUUCCGGAGGCCAUUCCGGAGGCGGUGGCAGAGGCCGAGGUGACGCUGCGGGAACUCCAGGAGGCCCUGGAGGAGGAGGUGCUCACCCGACAGAGCCUGAGCCAGGAGCUGGAGGCCAUCCGAACGGCCAACCAGAACUUCGCCAGCCAACUCCGCGAGGCCCAGGCCCGUAACCGAGACCUGGAGGCGCACGUCCGGCAGCUGCAGGAGCGGAUGGAGUUGCUUCAGGCCGGGGGAGCCGCAGCUGUCACGGGGGUCCCCAGUCCCCGGGCCACGGAUCCACCUUCCCAUAUGGCCCCCCGGCCGUGGCUCUGGGCCAGUGCCCGCUGGUGGGGCCAGGCCCCAUGCACCGCCGCCACCUGCUGCUCCCUGCCAGGGUCCCUAGGCCUGGCCUAUCGGAGGCGCGUUCCUUGCUCCUGUUCGCCUCUGCUCUGGCUGGUGCCGCCGCCCUGGGCUGCAUUGGGUUGGUGGCCUGCGCCGGCUAUCUUGCCGCAGUCUGACCCCGCCCGGGAGCCGCCUUCGCCGCCUGAACCCUAGAACCCGAGACUGUCCUCCACUCGGGCUCCGCUGGAGGGUUUGGUGACCCAGGCACGGCCCAGAAGCCACUCCCACCGCCCCCCAGUUCACAGCACUCCGAGCGUGGGUUUCCGCCCCAGCUCCAGCCCUGUGAUCCGGGCCCGCCCCCUGGCGGCCGGGGAGGGAGGAGCCGGGGCCGCGGCUCCAGGGAGGCUUGUAGCCGGGAAUGCUGCUGCUGCUGCUGCUGCUGCUGCUGCUGGGGGGAUCGCGGACCUCUUCCUUUCUCCGGCCUAGCUGAGGCUCCCGACGUGGAUGGGCAAGCUGCGACCUAGAGAAGGCAGCAGGGCCAGGGCUCGGCAUCUGUUUUCCACCCUCCAGGCACCCCCACCCACAUUGGCUUGCAAACCACAAAUCCUCCUUGUGCAUGAGGCCCUGCCCUCCCGGGAAGACUCUCCUUCCGCGGUGAACGUCUAGCGCGAGCUCCGCCUUUGCCUUUUGACAGCCCCACUGUUUUCGGGGACUCUCGCGCCCUCCUCACGUGCGCUGCUCUCGGAGCCACAGCCGGCUCCGCCCGCCUCGGCAGUAUGGGUAUU
Messenger RNA from Mesoplodon densirostris (Blainville's beaked whale), 2682 nucleotides. RefSeq names its product DM1 protein kinase (gene DMPK). Gene Ontology annotation, molecular function: ATP binding; protein serine/threonine kinase activity. Lineage: Eukaryota; Metazoa; Chordata; Mammalia; Artiodactyla; Ziphiidae. The record is from RefSeq and is a predicted model, not a curated record. Gene Ontology annotation, biological process: actomyosin structure organization; peptidyl-threonine phosphorylation. Gene Ontology annotation, cellular component: cytoskeleton; cytoplasm. The coding region runs from base 140 to 2110 and encodes 656 amino acids. The transcript is spliced from 16 exons.